This is a messenger RNA of Delphinapterus leucas (beluga whale), 7750 nucleotides long. The record is from RefSeq and is a predicted model, not a curated record. NCBI's taxonomy places the organism in Eukaryota, Metazoa, Chordata, Mammalia, Artiodactyla, Monodontidae.
GAAGAAGGGCGGGAGGAGCUAGGGGAAGGGGGGCGAGAUAGGCGCGCAGGCGGCAGAAGCCUUUGCCUCCGCGACCGUGCGGGCCACAGCUUCCCAGCCCUGCUCCCGGUCGCACACUCGCUGCCUCCCCGCGAGCGGCAGGCCGGCCACAGCGAAGCGCCGAGGCGGGCGCUGAGGUGGCGUCGCGCUAGCAGCAGCAGAGGCGGCAGCCACCGCCAAACGCGGGCCCCGGGUGCCGCGGCGCCCCAAGUUCCCGCCAUGAGCAGUCGGCUCUGGAGGCUCCGCGGCUCUGGGGACUCACUCCCAGCCGAGCACGGCAGCAGCGCCCAGGGGCCCCAACGCUCCUAACGCCGCCGCCGCCGCCGCCACCCGCGUUCCCCCCGCCGCCGCCGCCGCUUCGGCCGCCGCAGAGCCGCCAGCAGCAUGUCUCGAAGGAAGAUUUCGUCGGAGUCCUUCAGCUCCGUGGGCUCCGACUACCUGGAGACGAGCCCCGAGGAGGAGGGGGAGUGCCCCUUGUCUAGGCUCUGCUGGAACGGCAGCCGGAGCCCGCCCGGGCCGCCCGAGCCCAGCGCGGCGGCCGCCGCCGGCCCGACCCCGGCAGCCGCCGCCGCCACCGCCGCCACGGCUGGGGCCAGGAGAGCGCAGCGCCGGAGGCGGGUCAACCUGGACUCUCUGGGCGAGAGCAUCAGCCGCCUGACGGCGCCCUCGCCCCAGAUGAUACAGCAAACUCUCAAGAGGACAUUGCAGUAUUAUGAGCACCAAUUUACUGGUUAUAGGGAUGUAGAAAAGAAUUUCUACAAUAUUUCUAACAGAUGCUCCUAUGCAGACCAUUCCAACAAAGAAGACAUUGAAGAUGUCUCAGGAAUUCUUCAGUGUACUGCUAACGUACUCGGUUUGAAGUUUGAGGAAAUUCAAGAAAGAUUUGGUGAGGAGUUCUUUAAUAUAUGCUUUGAUGAGAAUGAGAGAGUCCUUCGAGCUGUAGGUGGCACGUUGCAGGACUUUUUUAAUGGCUUUGAUGCUUUGUUGGAACACAUUAGAACUUCUUUUGGAAAACAGGCCACUCUGGAGUCACCAUCAUUCCUAUGCAAAGAGCUCCCUGAAGGUAAUCUUAUGCUCCACUACUUCCACCCUCACCACAUUGUGGGGUUUGCAAUGCUUGGAAUGAUUAAGGCUGCAGGAAAGAAAAUCUAUCAGCUGGAUGUAGAAGUGGACCAGGUUGCAAAUGAGAAACUGUGCUCUUAUGGUUCAAACCCAGGCAAUUGUAGUGGUCUUACUUUCCUUAUCAAACAAUGUGAAAAUACUAGUAUCACGAAGAACCUUCCACAGGGAGCCUCCCAAGUUCCUGCGGACCUCAGAAUUAGCAUCAACACCUUCUGCAGAGCCUUCCCUUUCCAUUUGAUGUUUGACCCCCACAUGACAGUCCUUCAGCUGGGGGAAGGCCUAAGGAAGCAGCUCCGAUGUGACACUCACAAAGUGCUCAGGUUUGAGGACUGCUUCGAGAUUGUUUCUCCAAAGGUUAAUGCCACCUUCGAAAGGGUUCUGCUGCGACUGUCCACGCCAUUUGUGAUUAGGACCAAGCCUGAGGCUUCUGGCACUGAGAAUAAAGACAAGGUGAUGGAAGUUAAAGGACAAAUGAUCCAUGUCUCAGAAUCAAAUUCUGUUUUAUUCUUGGGUUCUCCAUGUGUGGACAAGUUGGAUGAACUCAUGGGACGAGGGCUGCAUCUCUCGGACAUCCCUAUCCAUGAUGCUACCCGAGAUGUAAUUUUGGUUGGUGAGCAGGCAAAGGCCCAAGAUGGCUUGAAGAAGAGGAUGGAUAAAUUAAAAGCAACUUUAGAAAGAACUCACCAGGCCCUAGAAGAAGAGAAAAAAAAAACAGUGGAUCUUCUAUAUUCUAUUUUCCCUGGUGAUGUAGCCCAGCAAUUGUGGCAAGGGCAGCAAGUGCAAGCCAGAAAGUUUGAUGAUGUCACCAUGCUCUUUUCAGACAUUGUUGGCUUCACAGCCAUAUGUGCCCAGUGUACCCCCAUGCAAGUAAUCAGCAUGCUGAAUGAACUGUACACAAGAUUUGACCACCAAUGUGGAUUUUUGGAUAUUUAUAAGGUGGAAACAAUAGGUGAUGCAUACUGUGUUGCUGCAGGGCUCCACAGAAAAAGCCUCUGCCAUGCUAAACCCAUUGCUCUGAUGGCCCUGAAGAUGAUGGAACUUUCUGAAGAGGUGCUGACACCUGAUGGAAGACCAAUUCAGAUGAGAAUAGGCAUUCACUCAGGCUCUGUGCUGGCUGGAGUUGUUGGGGUAAGAAUGCCGCGAUAUUGCCUGUUUGGAAAUAAUGUCACUCUGGCAAGCAAAUUCGAAUCGGGAAGUCACCCUCGACGCAUCAAUGUCAGCCCAACCACUUACCAAUUAUUAAAACGAGAAGAAAGUUUCACAUUCAUUCCUCGGUCCCGUGAAGAGCUUCCAGACAACUUUCCAAAGGAAAUCUCUGGGGUCUGCUAUUUCCUGGAGGUAAGAACUGGUCCUAAGCAGCCAAAGCCUUCUCUUUCUUCAUCGAGAAUAAAAAAAGUUUCCUACAACAUUGGCACAAUGUUCCUCCGGGAGACAAGCCUCUGAGACCUGCUACAGAUCAAAGACUCCUCCAAAAAGCACAAGCCCAGACCAUGGAUCAUGACAGGAGAAUGGAAAGAUUGUUUAUCUUUCACUGCUCUGUGGAGAAAAAACAGUGGAAUUUCUGUUAUGUCAGGCAAUAAUCCUAGCAAAAGGAGGGUGAUGGCUCUCAAUAAAAAACUGGAGGGCAAAGGGGAAAUAAGAUGUAUUCAUUCUUAUGAGUGUUUUUGGUCAUAUAUAUAUUAUGUAUAAUAUAUAUAUGUAUUUUAAUUAAUUACAAGUGUGAGACCCCUUUCAAAACUAACCAAUAAAUAGAUUCCAUGUUUUCUUGUUUGUCACACAUACAGCUAUCUUUCUCUAUAUAUUUGUAUCACUUUUGAGAACCAGUUUUGAUUAAAUAUUCCUAUAUUUAGUGAGUGGGUAUGAAAGGAAUAUUUUCUAAUUUUGUUUUUCUGAACAGACAUUUCAUACAUAUAUCAUGGCAGUGUGGUAAACUUCCCAGCAGGAAAAACUGUAACUUGGCAAGAUAUUUUAGGGAUAUUACCUAUUUUUAUACAUAUCUCUUCUAGAUAAUUUCACACAGCAUUAUUAGAUUUUCACAAUCUGCUACUGUAUAGUUGGUAUAUUAUGUAAUUCCAACAUAUUAAUUGAAUAUAGUUUCACUUAUUUAGAGAGAUAAGUGCUUAGAUUGAAAAUACACAUAACCUAGGAUUUCAGAUGCUGAGAAAGCAUAGUAUAUCUGCUUAGUAAAUAUAGCUUUUAGAUUUGAUUAAUGUAGCAUAGAAUCCAGAGGAAAUGGCAUUUCCUAAUAGCAAAUGUAUGUAUCUGUAACCAAGAUUAAAGAAAGGUCUUUUUGCUAUCUUCUAAGAAAUAUCAGUGAAAAUAAAAUGAUUUGCUACAUUACACCCUUUCAACUUAGCACUUCUAAAUAUAGGUAGUUUUUACAAUGUGCUAAAUUCUAAUAAACAACAUCCUACUAAAUGACAUGUAAGUCCACCCCCCUGCCCCUGUCACCUUCUUCAACGGAUGCUUCCUAAGGACUAACUGCCCCUCAUGGGAGCAAAUCACUAGAUACUGGCAUUAGUGAGAAAAAGCUGUAGGAUAUUUUGCCUAGAACGUUGUUUAUUCUUUCAUAAUAAAAACAAGGAAAAAAACUGUACUUUAUGGAUUUGAGAUUGUUUUUAAUGUUCUUCUGCAGUUUAUUUGAUGUGGCUUUUAAAUUCAGUGAAUCACCUUCAUUAACACUGAAGUAUGUCUAACCUUCAGACCUAGUAAUCACCAAAGUUACAGAUAGGCUUCCAUUGCUUGUUCUGCUAAAUGAAAACCUGUUCCCAUUAAGUAACAGUGCAUGAAAAUAUUAUUACAGACUCACCCUGAAAUUAGGAACACAGUGUGUCCAGGGUUUCUUAUUUUGGAUCAGAUAUAGAAUCUAAGUUUCUCUUGAGGUUAAUGAGUUGGAAACAUUUGUUUCCUUGAAACCUUGUGGUGGCCAUUUUCUUACUCCGAUAGGUACACUCAUUGGUAGCUUAUGUCUACUGAAUACAAUAUACUUUUUCUGGUUAGGGAUUUUAGCUGCAUUAGAAUUUGGUUAUGAAAUAACUCAGUUAAGUAACAGAUUAACUAGUGUCCAAUGUAGUCUGUGAGGAUUAAUUAGUGUUUUUAAGUUCUCUAAGUAUACAACUAGAAAAUAUUUUUAGAUUGCAGAUUAUUUGUUAUAAUGGUGAUCAUUUUUAUAAUUGUUGAACUCUGUUCUCUCUCUGGGGCUUAAGAGGACACUAAUGCAACACUUUGCAUGUGGAAACAGGACCUAGACCUGAAUCCUUGCCUGUCCCUCCCUUCCUUGGGUCUAGGUUUCUGUUUUUAACCACAUGUGGGCAAGAAGGCCAGGGUGUUUGUAGGAGGCUGUGGAGGCUGAGGACAAGGUUCUCUCAUGGGAAUAAUUACCCACAAAAGAAUUUCUUUAGGGGGCUGAGAGAUUAACUCACUUCUUUCACAGGGAAUAGAGGGUAGGCUUACUGUCAGUGUGGAAAGAACAGGCUCUGGGAGCACUUCAAUCCUCCUGCUGAGAAUAGGAAAUACCUCAGCUAUGCUGGUGGGCUUCUUAUAGCACAGGAGCAUGGGGAGAGAACCAAACUCACUGAAGUCAUGUAUGCUUAUUCUGCACAGUAAAUUAUGUGUUUUAAUCAUAAACAAUGUGUUUUUUAACCAUAAGCCUGAAAGGAACUUCCAGGAAUCAUCCAAUCUAAUUCUCUACUUUUUGUAAAGAUUUGUCUAAGCAACUAUUCUAAACAUAUGGUUAUUCUCUCCAUACUUAAAAAUACCUGUGGGAAGCAUAUUUUAAAAACAUCCUUGACAAUCCACUUCAUUAUCUAGUACUUGGUGAUAGGGUUUGGGAUAAGAAUUGUAUAUACAUUCAAUUUGUCAGAAAAAUAAGCUGUUUCUUAGUUUAUAUGAUUUUACUUGGAGAAGAGUAGCUAUUUACAUUGUCACAAAUGUCACAAUGAAUAUGCCAGAGAUCUAUUAAAUAUCACAAACAGGAUGUAAACUACAUUUUUCAUAGAAUAUAAUCUACAUGUAUCUUUGAAGGUAUAGUCUGAGGCAAUGGUCUGAUCUAUUACCAUUUUGCCAACCUAGUACAGUUGACUUAUUAUAGCUACACUAUUCCUACAUGUAUUUGCAAAAUAUGGUAUAAAAUGGCAUUUCAUUCUAGCUGCAGUCAUAGAAUUUAGAGGCUGUGAAAAAGCAUUGCAUUUUUAUAUGUCCUAUAGAGUACAAUACAUGUAUCCUCCAUUAGGAAUUUUGAUUGUAAUAAUGGGUGGCUGUUGGUAUUUCAUUUGACUAAUAUCUAUACAGUAUUCUCAUGUACAAACUAUUAACAUACAUCAUGCAUUUUAGCAUGGCAGAUUAAAUGGAAUUUAAAUGGAUGUCCCUUUAGAAAUCAAGCAUUAUUUAAUUGAGGAAAUGGCUCUAACCCACUCUAAAAUGGAUACUUUAAGAUCCAAUUUGGCACAUAUAGACCCUCUGAUUCAGUAUUCUUUCCAGCAACUGAUUUGAAGAAGUUACUUUAUGACUAGCCAUCAGUACCAAAGCUUCAUGUUGGCAUCAGUAUCAUUUUGAUGGAGAGAAUGUCAUUGUUUACAAAUGAAUGAGUUAUAUAACGAAGUCAGAAACCCCCAUAUGUACCCAAAAUAUACUGCACAGUAUGUGCACCUUAAUAAAUAGGUAACAGCCAUAAUAAAAAGAAUAAUACUCAGUGCCUGAAGAACACAUAUAGUUGGGGCUCUUGGCUUUGUAGUGUUAUGUAGAGAAGGGAAAGAAGAAACAGCUUCUAGUUAACAGUUUGGUCCAACUGUCUAAAAUCUGCCUUGAUAUUCAUCUCUUCUUUUAUAUUUCAAAUAGUUUUGAUUUCCCUUUUAAUACUUCAUUAUGUGUGGAAUCCAGUGAGCUGUGUAUGACCUAUUGUGACUCUGAGACAGGCACUGAUGCCUGAGACUUGAGAGUGGGUUUGUGGAUUCAGUGCUUCAAAUAUGAACUCUCGGGGUCUCACACUGUUCUUAUCCAGUGACAAUAGUAACAGGAACAUAGUGUUUUAUUGUGAAAGUGCAAAAUUGUAUGCCUCUCCAGGAAAAACAGAACAAAAUAGGACAACAAAUAAAGCAAAAUCUCAUUUACAAGCGCAGGAAGUCUUAAUCUUGUGAAUUCUUCCAAAGAGUUAAGCAAUAAAGCAAAAUUAAAUUGAUAGAUACAAAAGGCAAAAUCACAGAGAAUUUGGAAAACUGCCAGGCUGUAUUUUUCCUACAGAAUCAUAUUGAUACCAGUUGAAAUGGUAUAUUUGAGGUUGUGAGGUAUGAAGAGGGAGUUCAAGAUUAUCACCAUUAUUAAAUAUAUUUUUUGAAGGCUCCUUGGGUUCCUGACUUGCUGAGGGCAAGUUUAUGGAUCAUCAGAGCAGAGAGUAAAACUUAUACAUCUUGUCAUGCAUUUUAAGCACAACUUAACCAAUGCCCAGACCUUCUCCUACUCUAUACUGUCAUCUCACCAAGUCAAGUUUGGCUCUGUCAAACACCAUUCCCUCUGUAGCACUGAACCUAACAUGGUUAUAGAAAGAGUUGUUGAUGCCUGUUUCAGGCAGAUUGCAAGACCCACACAACUCUAGGCCCAAGUAACAAAGCACUGCUGAAGUGAACUAACCAUUCUCAGUUGUGCUAGGGCAUUGCUUACAUCUGUAGCUUCUCUCUGCUUUCUUCAAAAUGCUAUCUGCCUCCAAGCAUUUAGUACAACCUCAGUAAAUGUUCCUUCAGAAUGAGUUACACAUGGCUCUGAAUAGGCUCUGGGGGGCACCAGAUGUCUUUCAGCCAACAGUACCUAGAAACUCAAGUCCGAGAACCAAGCCCCAUAUUGUAGCCUGGGUAUUUCUAUUAUUAAACUAUAGAUCUUCAGCUACAAAAAUUAUGUCAUUUCAGAGGCUUCUAUAAGCAUAUCUUAUUAGAUAUAACCUGAAAAACAUGAUGCCCCAGAGCCUUAAUUAUUAAAGUUUUAGUGAUGAUUCUUUAAGCAUAGCUCUUGAUAUGAAUACACUUAAUUUACAACCAGCUAAUUGAACAUACACAUAAAUUGUGUUAACAUGAUUGAAAGAAUUUUAUUGUUAAAUGGAUAAACUGACCCCAGCUGUGGACUCAAUUUAAGGCUCCUCACAGUGGUAAAUGAAGAACAGACACUGAUAUUAUACACAGAUUAACAUAAAUUUUGUCAGAGCAUUUUGAGAUAGUGUGCAAAAUUCCUUCCUCACACUUGAUUCAAACAUUUGAAACUUAAGUAUUAUUUUCCUGUCACCUUUCUGUUUCCUUCCUUCCUUUGUUCCUUCUUUCUUUCCUUUUUCCUUUCAUAAAAGUCAUUGUUCCUUCUUUCCUUCCUUCUUCCUUUCAUUAAAAAAAGUAACUGAUACAUUUAUAAACAGGAAGAAUCACAGCUAAUCUUAUGUUGUAGAAUAGUUUUAGUUUUACAAAGUAAUAAAUAUUCUGUGUAUGUGUGUGUUUGUGUGUGUGUGUGUUGAAUGUAGAUAUUACAUGAUUAAAAGAAGUGACAUUUUGGAAGGACUUGGGAUGUAGAGAAGUAACGUUUGUGUCUUUAUUUAUUUAUUUUUCUUUUUUAUAAU